GUCCUGUCCCCUCCCGCCCACAGGCAGCUGCUGAAGACGGAGCUGGGGUCCUUCUUCACCGAGUACCUGCAGAACCAGCUGCUGACUAAAGGCAUGGUGAUCCUGCGGGACAAGAUCCGCUUCUAUGAGGGACAGAAACUGCUGGACUCACUGGCAGAGACGUGGGACUUUUUCUUCAGUGACGUGCUGCCCACACUGCAGGCCAUCUUCUACCCGGUGCAGGGCAAGGAGCCGUCUGUGCGCCAGCUGGCCCUCCUGCACUUCCGGAAUGCCAUCACCCUGAGCGUGAAGCUGGAGGAUGCGCUGGCCCGUGCCCACGCCCGCGUGCCCCCUGCCAUCGUGCAGAUGCUGCUGGUGCUGCAGGGGGUGCACGAGUCCCGGGGCGUGACCAAGGACUACUUGCGCCUGGAGACGCUGAUCCAGAAGGUGGUGUCGCCCUACCUCGGCACCUACGGCCUCUACUCCGGCGAGGGCCCCUUCACACAUUCCUGCAUCCUGGAGAAGCACUUCCUGCGCCGCUCCCGCUCGGGGGAUGUCCUGGCCAAGAACCCGGUGGUGCGCUCCAAGAGCUACAACACCCCACUGCUGAACCCCGUGGCAGAGCACGAGGCCGAGGGAGCAGCGCCCGGAGGCCCCGGCAUCCGCAGGCACUCGGUCUCGGAGAUGACAUCCUGCCCCGAGCCCCAGGGCUUCUCCGACACGCCCGGCCAGGCUCCCCCUGGGGCCUUCAGACCCUCUGUGGGCGCGCAGUCAGGGCCGUGCCCCAGCAAACUGUAUCCCCCCGCCCAGCCCGCCGAACCUGGCCCAGGCGCCGCCCGCCCCUCCCCACCCUCCUCCAGUCCGGAGAACCUGGUGGACCAGAUCUUGGAGUCCGUGGACUCAGAUUCGGAAGGGAUCUUCAUUGACUUUGGCCGGGGCCGGGGCUCGGGCACGUCAGAGUUUGAGGGGGCCGGGGGUCGGCAGAGCAUCGUGUGACGGCCUCGAGUUUCUGCUGACCCCGUGUGUGUGUCUGGGGGGUGCGUGUGUGCAAGAGUUUUUUUACUCUGUCCCAUCCGGUCGGCUGUGGGCCCUAGCCACUUUGCCCUUCCUGAGUCUCGGUUGGAAAAAGCGUCACUAGCCGAGCCCCCGGCCCUGCUCCGUUCGGGGUGUUGGCCGCUCCGCUGCCUCCCGCAGGUCACCACACACGCUCGUCAGCCCUGUGUGCACCGAACAGACCUGGCCUCCCCCCCCCCAGCCUGCCCCAGCCCACCAGCGUCCACACCCACGGAGACUGAAUCCUGCGGCUUAGCCAGGCCUCCGGAACAAUCCCCAGGGCAGUGGGGGUUGGUAGCAGACCCGCCUUCCCCCUUCCCACUCACCUCAGGCCACGGCAUGACCUCCUGUGUGCCCCUGUCCCAGGCCCUCCUUGCAGCCUGUCCUCACUCUGCCCAGGGCGGCCGCGGGCAGGAAGAGGAUGGAAUAAAGCUGUGUGCCCCGA
Molecule: messenger RNA, 1477 nt
Organism: Leptonychotes weddellii (Weddell seal)
Lineage: Eukaryota; Metazoa; Chordata; Mammalia; Carnivora; Phocidae
Source: RefSeq, a predicted model, not a curated record